UUUUGAUGUGUAAAAAGCUGUGUUAAUACCUUUUCCUUACUAUUAGAAAUUUCCAUCGUAAAAAUUAAGCAAUUGAGGCGAUAUUUGGAAAGAGACAAUGACAUAUCUAAGGCGAUGUUUAUAUUUAUUGGUUUGGGUCAAGAUAGCGGGAGGCGGUAUAUUCUCUAUGUCAUCAACUGUCUUGCCGUCGUUUAAAAGCAACUGGUGCUUUGAGGAUGCAAUCAACAUUCACGACGAAUUAUCACAACAACUCUGCCCUUACGACAAACUUCAAGAAAAUGAUGGCUGUAAAAGCAACACAAGUACCAUCACUUUACGACAAGAGCCCGACAAGUGUCCGAUCGAGGAGCUCGAACACACAAAUACUACGCUUCGGACAGAAAAUCUACAAAUUCUAAAUCGGAAGAAGGAGCUGACGACAACUACUGCCCAACACCGAAACGUCCUAGACCUAGUAGUGUACUCACAAGUCCCCCAUCUGUCUCGUUGUGUAUUCCAUCCACAUCAAAGAGCCACUCGCAUUGCUUUUUGUAUGGCUGUAAAAGCAACACAAGUACCAUCACUUUACGACAGGAGCCCGAUAAGUGUCCGAUCGAGGAGCUCGAACGUAUAUCAUGAACUCAGUGAUAAAGUGUACUACUUUCAUUCAACAAGUUUCAUUUAGAAACUAAGUUCAAGAACGAGUAGUGACUCAGAUAAUUCUAUCAUCAACAAAACUUCAAGGGGAAGUAGCCGAUCAUCAGUGGGGAGUUAUCUUAACGAAAAUGCAGCACGAAGGGGAAGUGAUGAAAGCAAAAGAUAUUAUGAACUUGAAAAACGACCGGACAAUGUUAUGAAUAAUUCAAUGAAUGAUAUAUAUUGAGUAUUAUGUUCCAGCUGGUAUUCAUUUCUGCAGUAUAAUUCCCAAGAGAGGCAGAUGCAGGAUCUUGAUAAACACCCCACUCUUUACAAAUCAAUGAUUGCCAAUUAAUCAAUUGUGAAUAAUAUCAGAGAUUUAUUCAUUAUCUAAAUGGUAACUGUAUUACUUAUUGGAACUUUUGUUGGAGUGUUACAUAUAGUGUAUAGUAAUGAUAACAUCGUAUGUUCUUUUGGCUGUUUUCUAUAAGGGUGGUACAUUCUAAGAUGAUGCCAAAAGACAAAGUUCAUUACCAGCAAAGAUCAGCAGAAAAAUAGAAUUGGAUCACACAGCUAUUGAACUUUGCUCAUCCAUAAAGUUGAAAGUAUGAAAUAGAGGAUAUCAUCAAUUUCCUUUAUCAAACAGAUGUAGGUCAAUGCCUGUUUUUAUCAUUAGGGCUAAAAUGAUCUUACAUUUAAA
Molecule: messenger RNA, 1315 nt
Organism: Ostrea edulis (European flat oyster)
Lineage: Eukaryota; Metazoa; Mollusca; Bivalvia; Ostreida; Ostreidae
Exons: 6
Coding region: 98-664 (188 amino acids)
Source: RefSeq, a predicted model, not a curated record